UGAUAAUUGGCGGCAGGAAGACGAAGAGUACGUAGGAGUGAUGAUGUGGUUGGUCACACAAUGGUCAGGGUCACGUGAAGAGACUUGAGGACCUGCUCUUUUCGUACCUGUCGCUGUCGUGGCAUAGAUUCUUUCUGAGACUGGUAACAUGAAAUUGAAAAACUGCCUCGGAAUGUAGAAAAAUGACGAGUAACGAAGAAGCUCCACCUGACGUUGUUGGUGUUGAGGCCGCUCCAGAUACGGAUGUCCCAGAUGCUGGCCCAGCAGUUGAGGAGGGAGCUGGAUAUCAAAGUGAAAGUGAUCUAGCUGCACCGGUGCCUCCACCAGGUGCAACAGUGUCCGCAGCCGUUCCCCCAGGCACAGCAGAAACGAGCAGCAGCUCUUCUUCAUCCUUGUUUAGUGCAGAGGCAGUAACAGCAGCGGCAUCGUCUGCGGGGGCUGCAAAACAUCGGGAUGGAUUUGACGAGCAGCAGAGUACUAGUUUUGUACCUUUUCUACGAGGGGGAAAACCGAACUUCGACAUGAUGAAAUGCAAUCCGAACAUGAUUCCGGUGAUGGGAAAGAGAGGCAAGAUGAACGGCAGUAACACUAACAUGACGAAAGGUGGCAUGGACAUGAUGGGCGGCCCACAGGGACCAGGUGGCAUGAUGAAUAUGAUAGGUGGAAAAGAUUGCGCAGGCCCGCCCGGAAGCAUGCAGCCAGGACCCAUGGGCAUGAUGUCUAUGCCUGGUAUGGCUGUGCCUUUUGGUCAACCACACCUAGGACCUGGAGGCCCCUCGCAUCCGGCUUCAUCCUCAACAUCGACCUUUCCUGACGGCGGUCGGCAGCCUCCUAUGAUGCCAGGAGGACCCAACAUGAGAGGACUGCCGAUGAUGGGUGGGCCAAAGGGGGGGCCCAUGCAGCCAAUGCCGCCUGGAGCACCUUCUCCAAUGAUGUUCCCGAAUAAUAUGAUGCCGAAUAAUAUCAACGCCGACCCGAAGUUGAACCCUCAAAUUAACCCUUCUAUGGCGAAUUUCCUCGCCGCAACCGCUCGUAUGCCAGCCCAGGCAUCCUCACUCCUCUCGUCCCAAAGCAGCAUCAUGUCGGCUGCGGUGAUCGAUCAGAUGGACUCCUUCCCAGAGGCGGAUCGCGAUCAACAGUUGGCGAUGCUGUUCCUCAGAGUGAUGGGUGAUGCAGCGACGAGCAAUGCUGGCAGCGUGGAGGAUAUCCAGAAAACACUGAAUCUGCCACAAACUGCUACGCUUAUGGGACCCAGGUUCUUCCUCGCGCUUGCGGGACCUAGGCUGCAGUUCCUCAAUGGGCGGUGGGAAAUGUCGAUGAAGGGCAAGUACGGACCAUCGAAAGGCAAAAAAGGCUUUGGCAAAAAGGCCUGGGGAAAAGGAGGUACUACAAAUGCUCUCCGUCUUGCAACUUGAAUUUAUUAGAAGAACGUAGCGGAUGCACUAAGUCUAGGAUUUCCCACUGAGCAGAAUUUGUUGUGAAGAUGUGAGACAGCCGUGUGAGGACGAAAUUAUCAUGAUUUAUAGCACGUUUCGGGUUCUAGUCUACGAAAUUCUGUUAUUCAAUCAAUGACAUUGACAGGUAAAGCAGCCGAUGGCACUAGUUUUUAUGGUGCAGGAGGCGGCUCGUGGGACGAUGACUGGAUGGAUGAAGACGAGGGUACUUCGGAGAACGAUAGUAAUUGGUACGAGAUAUGGGAGAAACACGCCACGACCGAGGGCUUAGUCUACUUCAAGCACACACAGUCUGGCGAGUGCGUCUGGGUGAUUCCAACACCCACGACACCGGUAAAUGAUCAAGAACGUGCUGGAGGCUAUUCGGGCUCAUCAGCUGGUCGCGGUGGGAGGAGAAUAAAGACGGUGAAAAUAGUAGACAUGCGGCCGCGGCCUGGAGAAUCUGAGGAUUGGACGGCAGUUGGAAGCACGACGUGGCUUCGAGUAAAAACGAGCACGGGAUUAAUUUUUUACCACGACAAGGAGACCGGGACGAGUCAGUGGGAACAGCCACUGGAAUUAGCCGGCGCACUUGCUGAACUAGAUGCAGCGGAAGAUGAGCUUGACGAUUUCGUUAUCCCCGAUGAUGACGAGGAGGAACAGGACGCCGCAGUGCCACAGCGUGCGAGAGACGAAGACGAAGAGGAUGAACACUACAUUUGCGAAGAAAUCCCAGAAGUUAGUGAUGAAGUUGAGCAAGAACAAGGACCAAUCACAAGAGGCGGUGAAAAUACGGCCGCUGAUAGUAGUUGUAGGGUCGAUGUCGAAAUGCCUGGUGCCACGAAGACAAAAGAUUCGAAGGCAGCAGCUAACAAAGAUACUAAAGACGAUGAGUCGUCAAGUGUCGUCUCAUCUGAUUCCGAAUCCGAUGGCCGCGAAGGUCGUGGCGCGAAGCCGGAGGCAAGUGGCCAAUCAGCACAGGAGCGCAUUCUGGCCGCUUACAUGGCUUUCCGGCAAAUGCUUGAGGAACUCAAGUUGUACGACCUACCCUACGCCACUGCCCUUCCGCGCAUGGUCGACGACGAACGCUACUCGUGCAUUCCGCCUAAGGAGCGACCCGCCUUGUUCGAAGUGAUGGGGAAGAAGAUCCAGGCAGAGAAGCACGCGAAAGAGUUGGAGGUGAAGAAAGACAAAUUGGCGAACUUCCGGGAACUUCUGGCCAACAACGAGCGCGUCCAGAACACGCUGCGCAUGUUUGGCAACCAGCGGGCACCACAGAUGGCUUGGAUCGUUCGCGGAGUCGAGCGGCACGUCGAACGCGACCCUGCUUGGAAGGCCAUCGAUCGGAAAGAGCGCGAACGACUGGUCAAAGAAGCGUUUGAAGGCAUGCUCAAGGAGGCGCAGGACCGUGUGGCCGCUGGCAAAAAAGAGUUUGCGGAAAAAGCGGAGUUUUUUCUCCAGGGUUUUAUCGCGCAAUCGCGAGCAACCGCUGCCGACUCCUCGUCGUCCCUCAAGCGCCGCGCUCCUCUCGGUGGCAGCUUCAUCGUUCCAGCAAAGCCAAAGGCGUCUUCUUCAGCAACUGUCACUGCCUCUUCAGCAGGUGCGGGAACCAAAGAAGAUGCGAAUGGAGAGGACAAGAAAGACGCUGAGCCUGAAAAUACCUUGGACGGUGACGAAAAAAAGGAGGCCAAGGCCUCCGUGGAGAAGGAAGAGGACGAUGGAUCAUUGCAAGACGGCCACGGCGAAGAUAUUGUGUUUCCGAGGUACGGCCAAAUCGCGUCGAAACUGUCGCAUCCUUCCCUGUCUGGGGCGGAGUGUGAGGCGAUUUACACGGACAUCCUGAAGAAGAAGUUCGUGUACAGCCGCAUGCUAACGGCGAAGCGGCGGCGACAAGAACAACAAGCGAAAACAGCUGGCGACCUUGCCGAGAACGCGAAGCAGCGCUUGCGACGCGAGAUCGGCACGGUCCUCCAAACCGCGUUCUUCGAGAAACUCAAGGAAAAGGCGUGGGAAGAGGGCCUUACGGGUCGUCUGGCCAUGGAGAAGACCCUAGGGGACAGGCGGUUCCAGGAAAAAUUUGGCAAAAAGCUGGAGGAAGUGGGAAUCAACACAGAAAGUGUUGACAACGAGUUGGAUUUACAGCUGCAGCAGUUCCGCUCCGACCUUCUGCAGGACAGAAAGCGCAUCCUCUUCGACAAGCUGCGAGAAAAAUUCGGAAUGCUAGAACCCAGAGGCUUCGACGAGGGCGAGGUAUACUUUAGCUUCGGAUUUCCUUCUCAUUUUAUUGUGUACUGCGUGUGUGAAUGUGCUAGAAAGAAUACGAAAGUAACUAGUUGAAAAUCCAUGUACUAUUACUAUUUUGUAUAAUCUGAAUUUUAUAUUGCAACUCUUGUCCUCUGAUUUUGUGAACUGUAACAUUUACACAUGAUCGAUUGCCGAUGCUGUCAAGAUGCAAACCAUCAUCCUCAUGUUCUCGAAGAUGUCAUCUCUGUUUUCUUCUCUGCGCAGGUCAAAGCCUUGCUGGUUUCCACGCCUGCGCUUGCUGGUCUUGCUGGUUUGAAUUUUCAGGAUGCAGUGCAGCCCCUCCUGGUCGAGUGGCGGGACAUCGUCUUGCAGAAUUUGCGCACCGCUUUUCACAAGUACUUGCAGGAGAGUCAGCAUUUCGGCGAGUUGGACGUACACAAAUACCUAACCUCGGGAAUGGAAUUCGCGCGACUGGGGAGUCGGAUUUCAAGGUCCACGCUUCUUCACGGCAAACUCGACUUUGCGGCAGAGAUGCGGGACCGCAUGAUUCGCGAACACAUCGAAGGCGUGAUGCGGCGCAAGCUGCGCGCGGACGAAGACGCAAGUCGCGCGACCUCCUUGAACGCCAACAUGCCAACAUUCCUCUCCUCCGAGGAAAUCAACCAAAAAGUGAAGCAAGCAAAAGUGGGCGAUCGAUAUGGGAAGAAACCUGGAGGUGGCGGAAGAUAAGCAGUGCUAUGCUUACUACCCUUGCUUAAGGUCACAGAUAUCAUCCACCGCAUGAUCAACCUGAAGCCACUUGGUCUGUCACAGCUAAUAAAAGAGCGCUGGAUCAUUUUGGACAAAGAGAACGCAACACUUUUUGUUUUUCUCAUUUGAACACAAUUUAUUACAAGCGCCAACAUCUCCCUUCCCGGGCGCCAUCAAAUUUACCAUCAUUGCGACUUGACGUCGCUUCUUCGAAGAUCAUUCUGUCUUGCUUCGUCGCGUUCGCCUUCGGUCAAACAGCCACUGACAUACUAUAAUAGAAAGCAAAAAGAAGUCAGAGUGUCCUUGUCUCACUUCUCUUCGGUCUUAUCUUCUGUCAUUACUACCUCUGUCUUUUGUCUGUCCUGUCUUCUGUCAUGAGUAUCA
Amoebophrya sp. A25 is the source of this 4811-nucleotide messenger RNA. Lineage: Eukaryota; Dinophyceae; Syndiniales; Amoebophryaceae. The record is from the annotation of a GenBank genome assembly.